This is a messenger RNA of Rhinolophus ferrumequinum (greater horseshoe bat), 456 nucleotides long. Its product is annotated as protein tyrosine phosphatase type IVA 1-like. Gene Ontology annotation, molecular function: phosphatase activity. The coding region runs from base 1 to 456 and encodes 151 amino acids. Gene Ontology annotation, biological process: dephosphorylation; positive regulation of cell migration. Lineage: Eukaryota; Metazoa; Chordata; Mammalia; Chiroptera; Rhinolophidae. The transcript is spliced from 2 exons. The record is from RefSeq and is a predicted model, not a curated record. Gene Ontology annotation, cellular component: nucleus.
AUGAACUACCUUGCUCCUGCAGAGAUUACAUAUAAGAAUAUGAGAUUUCUUAUUGUGCACAGUCCAACCAAAACCUCCUUAAACAAAUUCUUACAGGAACUUAAGAAGAACGAAGUUAUCACCAUAGUAGGCGUGUGUGAAGCAACUUACAACACUACCAUUUUGGAGAAAGAAGGUAUCCAGAUUCUGGACUGGCUUUUUGGUGAUGGUGGAUCACCAACCAGCCAGAUUGUUGAUAAGUGGCUAAAAUUUGUACAACAGAAAUUCCGUGAGGCUCCUGGUUCUUGUAUUGCAGUUCACUGUGCCACAGGUCUUGGGAGAGCUCCAGUGCUGGUUGCUCUAGCAUUAAUGGAAGGUGGAAUGAAACAUGAAGAUGCAAUACUAUUCAUAAGACAAAAGUGUCGUGGGCUUUUAACAGCAAGCAACUUUUGUAUUUGGAGAAGUAUAGUCCUAUAA